Messenger RNA from Dama dama (fallow deer), 1272 nucleotides. It is a transcript of the gene SDR42E2, whose product is annotated as short chain dehydrogenase/reductase family 42E, member 2. The transcript is spliced from 12 exons. Gene Ontology annotation, molecular function: 3-beta-hydroxy-Delta5-steroid dehydrogenase (NAD+) activity. NCBI's taxonomy places the organism in Eukaryota, Metazoa, Chordata, Mammalia, Artiodactyla, Cervidae. Bases 1 to 1266 code for a protein of 421 amino acids. Gene Ontology annotation, biological process: steroid biosynthetic process. The record is from RefSeq and is a predicted model, not a curated record.
AUGAAGCCCAACCCAGCAGGCUCCUCCCCAGAGGCCUGCAAAGCUGCAGGACAGGUCCCAACACCGGGUCAACAGCAGAAGGCUCAGGCCACCCCUGUGCAGGCCUCAAGGCAGAAGAUUGUGGUCACCGGAGGAGCAGGCUACCUGGGCUUCAACCUGGGUUCCAGCCUGGCCAAGAGCGGCACUUCUGUCAUCCUGCUCGACCUCCGCAGACCCCAGUGGGAGCUGUGCCCAGGAACUGAGUUCGUCCAGGCUGAUGUCCGCAAUGCAGAAGCCCUGCACCGUACCUUCGAAGGGGUAGACUGUGUUUUCCACGUGGCCUCCUACGGAAUGUCUGGUGCUGAGCAGCUGCAAAAAGAGCAGAUCGAGUCUAUAAACGUUGGAGGCACCAAACUAGUGAUCGAUGCUUGUGUCCGCCAGCGGGUUCCAAGGCUUGUCUACACCAGCACCGUCAAUGUCGCAUUCGGCGGGAAGCCUGUAGAGCAAGGCGAUGAGGACUCUGUGCCAUAUUUCCCACUGGAGAAGCACACGGACCACUACUCCCGAACCAAAGCCAUCGCUGACCAGUUGAUCCUCAUGGCCAAUGGGACGCCUCUCCCAGGAGGAGGCUCUCUGAGGACGUGUGUGCUCCGACCCCCAGGGAUCUAUGGCCCCGAAGAGCAGAGGCACCUGCCCCGCGUGGCGAGCCACAUUAAGAAGAGGUUUUUCAUGUUCCGAUUUGGGGACCGACGGACGCGGAUGAACUGGGUCCAUGUCCGCAAUCUGGUGCAGGCCCACGUGCUGGCCGCCGAAGCCCUCACCGCCGCCAAGGGCCACGUGGCCAGCGGGCAGGCGUACUACAUCAAUGACGGGGACAGCGUCAACCUCUUCGAGUGGAUGGCUCCACUGUUUGAGAAGCUGGGGUACAGCCAGCCCUGGAUCCAGGUUCCUACUUCCUGGGUUUACCUGUCAGCCACGGUGAUGGAGUAUUUGCAUCUGGCCCUGAGGCCCAUCUGCAGCCUCCCACCGCUGCUCACCCGGAGUGAGGUGCGCAGUGUGACCGUGACGCACACCUUCCAGAUCGCCAAGGCCCGCGCCCAGCUUGGCUACGUGCCGGACAAGUUCAGCUUCGCGGAUGCAGUGGAGCGAUAUGUGCAGUCAACAGCCGGGCGGACCCGCGGCUCCACCGCGCGGACGCUCCUGCGGCUGCUGCUCGGGCUCUCGCUGUUCCUUGGCCUGCUCGUCCUGGCCCUGCGCUUCCUAGGCCUGCAGCCGUCCGUCGUCUGACCGUCA